AAAAGUAAAAAACUAACUUUAAAACGUACGACCACAUAAAGUUCUCAUCGAGACAAUAAAUAUCUCUUUUUGUCUUAGAAAUUGUCCGUAUGCUGGAAAGUGCGGAGAAAAAAUCGCCAAAAGCUUUCAGACGAGAAGAGCCAACAAGACAUUUCAUUUUAAUUUCCACCAUAAUGACGUGGGCUUUCACGAAGCCGUUAGACCCGGCAGAUCCUGAUUUACCAUUCACGGAAGCUGAUUAUCGAAAACAAAAGCCUCAUCCGAAUUACAAGGAACAUAUUCAGUGCGAGAGGGAGGUUGUGGCUGUCAGGAGGAUCGCUAAUUUAAAGAGCAAAUUAAGAACAUUGGUUAUUUGUUGCGGUAUCACAUACGGCGAGGAGGAAGGUCCGCUUCAUUAUCUGUUCAAAAUGGCGUGGCAAAACGCGCCUUUGUUACCGAUAUUUGGCAAAGGACGGAACAAGAUACCUCUCUUACACGUUCGCGAUUUAGCCGCAACUGUAUCCUCGGUGCUACAAAAUUGGCCGUCGAUACGGUAUAUCGUGGCCGUGGAGCGGGAUUUAAUCUCUCAAAAUACGAUCGUUAAGGUACGAAUCCUUUCGCUUAUUGCUAACUAAAUACUACAAGUUUCGUAUCGCAAAUAUUUCCUUGUAUUUUCUGUAUCAUAAAACGAAACAGAACAUUUAGGAGUAAACAUCCGUGUUUACAACAAGAAAAAUAUAUUAAUAAAAUGUAUAAGGCUCUGAUGUGAAAUGACAGAUUCCGAAGUAAUAAAGGAGUAAGAGCCAAGAC
Molecule: messenger RNA, 789 nt
Organism: Vollenhovia emeryi
Lineage: Eukaryota; Metazoa; Arthropoda; Insecta; Hymenoptera; Formicidae
Product: adenylate kinase 7-like
Exons: 2
Coding region: 90-614 (174 amino acids)
Source: RefSeq, a predicted model, not a curated record